AUGUUGAUAAACUGCUUAAGGGACGCUCUAAUAACAGAAGAAAUUGAUCCCGGUGAUAAUUGUCACGCACGUGAUGCACGUGUUAACUGCGAUGCACAUGUUAACGUAAAAAAAAGUAGUUAUUGUGACGAUGAGGUUUUAGAAAAUAUCGGAAAAGUUGGCAGUGACAAAGACAUUGAAACUUUUGAUUAUGCAUUGCAAACUGGCUUGGAUCUCGUCUGGAUCGAUGAGCCAGUGUUGAAAAAGGGCAACAACAACAGCAGCAACAACAACAAUUUUUUCAAAGAUAAUCAAAACUUAUUUACUAACAUUUAUGGAACGGGUGAAACAGAUCAUGGAUUCAACAACUUUAGCAAUCUUGAGCAUGUCAGCUUUCAUGAAUGUUUAAAGAAAAUAGAAAAUUGUCGGGUCAUAAUAUAUGACAUUACAUCAGAAAAGAAACAGUCACUAGAAGCAUUAUCUGUUCAUAAAUGUAAGUUUUUGUUGCCUCACUAA
This is a messenger RNA of Helobdella robusta, 495 nucleotides long. RefSeq lists its product as hypothetical. NCBI's taxonomy places the organism in Eukaryota, Metazoa, Annelida, Clitellata, Rhynchobdellida, Glossiphoniidae. The transcript has 4 exons. The record is from RefSeq and is a predicted model, not a curated record. The coding region runs from base 1 to 495 and encodes 164 amino acids.